CCUCCCUCUCUCUGCUCGCCAGGCUGCUGACACACCGGGAGGACAGUCCGCACUCCGCGUCCUUGUCGUUGGACUCUAUAUGGAUGCCAAGCCCGGUCAACACAGAUACACGCGGGGAUACUUUAGUGGGAGCUGCAACCUGCGACCUCUUACAUGAAAACUGAGCAGCACUGAAGGAUCUUGAAGAGCCAGAGAUCGAGCGCUGGCCUUCGUUUGACUGUGUGACCAGCGAAUGAGCGAAUUGUUAAUGCGUCUCCCUGCAUGCCACUCCCACAUCGCUAUGAACUGUGAGCAGGAUUUCGGAGACGGGGGCUUGGGAGUGACCCUCACACUACGACUGCUCAUGCAUGGGAAGGAGGUUGGCAGCAUCAUAGGAAAGAAAGGAGAGACUGUGAAACGAAUACGAGAAGAGAGCACCGCCCGGGUCAACAUCUCCGAGGGAUCGUGUCCCGAGAGGAUCAUCACCAUCACCGGCUCCACAGACAGCGUCUUCAGAGCCUUCACCAUGAUCACAUACAAACUGGAGGAGGACCUGACUGCACUGGUGGCCAACGGCACCAUAAGCUCCAAGCCACCAGUCACCCUGCGGCUGGUCAUCCCUGCCAGCCAGUGUGGCUCUCUCAUCGGGAAGGGAGGGGCCAAGAUAAAGGAGAUCAGAGAGAGCACCGGAGCUCAGAUACAGGUGGCAGGGGAUUUGCUGCCCAACUCCACUGAGCGAGGGGUGACGAUAUCUGGGAAUCAGGACUCGGUAAUCCAAUGCGUCAAACUCAUCUGCACAGUAAUCCUGGAGUCUCCACCGAAGGGUGCCACCAUCCCCUAUCGACCGAGCCCCUCACCAGCUGCUCUCCUCAUUGCGGGAAACCAGGUGUUUGAGGCACCAGAAUACGCACCCCAGCCUCUGUACUGUACCCAGGGUGGCCUGGACCUCCAGCAGGCCUACACUUUGCAAAACCAAUACGGCAUUCCACACUCAGAGCUGGCCAAGCUACAUCAGCUGUCGAUGCAGCAAGGCCUGAGUCCUAUUGCCCAGCCUGCUUCGACUAUCAUACCUGGUAUGUAUGGAGGUUAUAAUAGGAUGGACUCAAACUCUCAGACAUCUCAGGAGCUGCUUAUUCCCAAUGAUCUGAUUGGCUCGAUCAUCGGCCGUCAGGGCUCCAAGAUCAAUGAGAUCAGGCAGGUGUCAGGAGCUCAGAUCAAGAUCGGCAGCCAGCUGGACGGGACAAGUGACCGCCACGUCACCAUCACAGGAACACCGGUCAACAUCAACCUAGCCCAGUACCUCAUUACCUCCUGUUUAGAGACGGCCAAAUCCACAGCGCAGGCAGCCACCAUGGCAACUCCGGUCGACCUCAACAUGGCCUUCACCCAGCCGGCCUCCCCAGCUGCCUCCCCCACACCCACCCUGACGGCUGUGGGCGCCCUGACCCCGGCUCAUCAUAUGCUCGGUGCCCCGUACGGUGCCAUGCCCAUCUCCGGCCUGCUGGGGAUGAAGUCUGUCCCCUUCCUGACUCUGUCCAGCCCUGCGCCCACCAUGGCUGCCACCGCAGCGCCCUCCCACGCCACUCUGGCCGCCUACACCGCCAAAAUCUCCUCAGCCAACUGCAUCAAAAAGCCGGAGAGACAGAAGUUUGCGCCCUACUGACGUGGCCUCUUAUGUCCGGAGAGACCGAUGAAGAAUCGCUGUGCAGUGUUCUUCCACAAAACGCCUGAUGUAGCCACGUCCGCUGGCAGAGAUGCUCUUGACUUUUUAUCUUUGAUGCACCAACAGAGAAGAGACCAAUGGAGAUGUGGAUAAAGCUAUUCAAGAAAAAAAAAACAUAUUUACAGUUAUAGAUGAGUUGUGAGUUUCCCAUGAUUUGAUGGACUGCUUUCAUCGUCACCUCAUCACUGAUAUUGAUCACAAAAAAAAUAAAAAGGCUGGAACCUCACCUGAGGAAUACAUGUUAAAAUAACACGUGUAUCUCAAGUUAGAGAUCAGCUAUGAGUAUUUAUCCUUCAAUGAAUUUGUAAAUUAUACUCAGAUGAUAAAUGCUCUACUGUACGAUGCUUUUAUACUACGUCUACGUUUGCCUCAUAAAAGUUUUUAAGAAAAUUUUUAAAUGUCGGGGAGGGGGGGGAAUUUUUUAAUAAUCUGUGCUAUGGUACUGUACUGUUCAGUGUUAUGUUCAUUUUGUUGGAUUUUCUUUUGAAUGAGCAAGUUGAUUAAUCUUUAUUUAUUAGUAUUGUUUCAUUUAUUAAAAGUCUUUGUUUCCUGA
Messenger RNA from Scophthalmus maximus (turbot), 2255 nucleotides. Its product is annotated as poly(rC)-binding protein 4-like. NCBI's taxonomy places the organism in Eukaryota, Metazoa, Chordata, Actinopteri, Pleuronectiformes, Scophthalmidae. Gene Ontology annotation, biological process: negative regulation of mRNA splicing, via spliceosome. The transcript is spliced from 14 exons. The coding region runs from base 233 to 1642 and encodes 469 amino acids. Gene Ontology annotation, molecular function: mRNA binding. The record is from RefSeq and is a predicted model, not a curated record. Gene Ontology annotation, cellular component: cytoplasm; nucleus.